AUCACCGCCUGCAGCAGCGGGGAAUUUCAAUCUCAGAAGACAUCAUGGCAGCCAUGGAACCCCCAUCUGUGUGCGACGAGGUGUGCGUAGUGUGUUCCACCUUGUGACACAAUGACACAACCAUUAUGAAGGUGUUCACGACGAAAGUAGUUGCGGAGCAAACCAUGUCUGCUAGAACCAAGUCUGAAUCCGCAUGUUCAUCCCGCACGAAGCACGAAUGCCUUUCGUGCAACCUGCUGCACAUUAUCUUUCUAUGCUCACCCCACACGUCGUCUCCGACCUCAGAACUUACAUAUAUGCCUCUCAUCCACCCAUCUGGAACCAAUGUUGUUUUUUCUGCAUGUCGAUACAUAGGAUACAGAGCGACUGUUCGGGAUGGCGGCGAACCACAUGAUCACGGUGAAAGGUGUGGCUCUAUCGUCUGACCAGAGGUUGGAGCUGUAUUCGCUGUUCAAGCAGGCCACGGAAGGCGACUGUGAGGAUCCCAAGCCUGGACUCAUCGAUCUUGUCGGUAGAGCAAAAUGGGGAGCGUGGAAUCGACUCCGCGGGAUGGAACCUGUAGAGGCCAUGAAGUCCUACCUCCUCAAGGUUACCGAGCUUUGUCCCGACUGGUUGGCUGAGGCUCAGGGCCAGCCCCCGGGCGACGCGGGGACGGUCACCCAGGAGGACAUGAAGAAAGACUUGCAGUGGGAGGGCAGCGACAAGGAAGAGGACGAGAACGGGGCCGGGCUCGGCUUUGGAGUGACCGUCAGUACCAUGGCAGCGGGACAGGGGAACACGGCGGAAUGGGGCGCGAACGAGGAGAUUUUCGCGGCUGCCAGCGACGGGGACGUCGUCCGAAUACGCGAUCUCGUGUCUAGCGGGGUUAAGGUUGACGCGCAGGACGAGGAGGGAAGAACGCCUCUCCACUUUGCGGCUGACCGGGGCCAGUCCUCGGUGAUCUCGAGCCUCCUUGCCCUGGGAGCGGCAGUGGACUCUCGGGAUGCAGACGGCAUGACACCCCUCGCGUACGCCGUAGCCUGCGAGAACGAGAAAGAGGUCGAGCUCUUGGUGCAAGCCGGGGCGGACGCGAACGCCGCGGACAAUGAUGGCUGCACGCCAAUGUCCUCGGCCGAAGAAAGCGUCAAACAUCUGCUGAUAAGACCAGAGAGUUCCGCCGCGUGAAACCUAUCCAUCUCAGCGCGCGUUGCCGUGUUGAAAGCAGGUCUAUGGCAGAUUGUUGGUAUAUUGCGUUUAGCGUGACGUCGCGUGUUAGUGUCUUGUGCGGGUACCGUACUGGUAUAGAGCAUGCACGUUGUUCAUCGCACCGUGGCGUUCACGCUCUGCAUGUGGGUUGCUGUUUUGUGAGGUUUGGCGUGGCUUCUUCAAGAAAAAUCGUUUUGAU
Messenger RNA from Ectocarpus siliculosus, 1384 nucleotides. NCBI's taxonomy places the organism in Eukaryota, Phaeophyceae, Ectocarpales, Ectocarpaceae. The record is from the annotation of a GenBank genome assembly.